Molecule: messenger RNA, 1157 nt
Organism: Coccinella septempunctata (seven-spotted ladybird)
Lineage: Eukaryota; Metazoa; Arthropoda; Insecta; Coleoptera; Coccinellidae
Exons: 4
Coding region: 475-1029 (184 amino acids)
Cellular component (GO): extracellular region
Molecular function (GO): chitin binding
Source: RefSeq, a predicted model, not a curated record
CAGUUUACAUUACAACUAGAUUAUAUUAAAUAACCUUUAGUUCAAAUCAGAUUACUGAGUUUCGUUUUAGAACUUGUGAGUGUCAACGAAUGAAUUUCAGAAGUGUUUUUAUGUAGUUUCAUCAAACGAAAAAUCGCCUAACUGGCUAACUCAUUUUACGAUUAACAUGAUCUUGAAAAGCUGGAUGAUUUUCGAGUCACGCAGAACGGAUAUUCAGGAGGAACAAAAAAAUUAUCGAACACCAGACCAGCAGCUCGAUUCCGCAUCAGAACAAGACCGAAAACUACCCAGAGACCGACUUCGGCUCGGGCAACCUUCUCUAAUUACUCCAGCACAACUAGCAGACCGAGGUCGACCAAAUCUAACCGCAGAAAAUAUCCACACUAUACGAAGAUAGAAAGUCAAGAAACAACACCAUCGCCUACAACUCAUUCCCCUCAUGUAUCAAGAACGCUCAGCCCAAGAAUAACCACAAUGAUGGACCAAGCAUUGCAAUCGACGAAUCAACAGUUUUUGGAGGAUGAGACAACUGAACUGGGCCAUAUUGUAUUCUCUCUUCUGCAGAAGGCACCUUUACCUUCCAGUGUGAGACCACAAAAAAUCAUCUCGCCCAAUACUACUCCUCCAACAAUAUUUUCUACAGUCACGAGUCCAAGAACCAGAUACAUCUCUUCCACAAUACCCAUUAUACCAACUUCAACCAACAGAUUCUCGUUACGAAGACCUCAAGCCCCUUAUAAUCAGGCCCUCAAAGUUUCAGAGGGUUUUACACAGUACGAUGAGAUUGCGAGCUAUCUUGGCAAACUACCGAAAUACGCCAAGGUUAUACUUCACUCAAACGGUGUGAUCGAGUGUUUGGACCAAGGCAAUUUUCCACAUCCAGCGUCUUGUAGGAAAUUCAUAUCUUGCGCUAAGAUGGAGAAUGAGAGGGUGUUAGGUUGGGAAUACACCUGUCCCAAAAACUUGAGUUUCGAUCCCAUAGGUGGAAUCUGCAAUUGGUCUGCAGAACUGGGCUGCGAUGAGAAAUAGACACAUUUUUCAUAUGUGGAGUCAUAUUUGAGACCAAAAUAUGUUGUGCUAUUUGACAUAACUACAGAACGACCAAAGACUUCAAAUAUACAGUAUACAAAACAAUAACAACAAUAACUGUUCUUAAA